This is a messenger RNA of Oncorhynchus tshawytscha (Chinook salmon), 1332 nucleotides long. RefSeq names its product graves disease carrier protein-like. Bases 109 to 516 code for a protein of 135 amino acids. The transcript is spliced from 4 exons. NCBI's taxonomy places the organism in Eukaryota, Metazoa, Chordata, Actinopteri, Salmoniformes, Salmonidae. The record is from RefSeq and is a predicted model, not a curated record.
UCCACAGACCAUAUAAGUACUCCUCUUCUCCAUCUCCUCUCCCAGCUAUCCUCUAGAUGUUGCCUGGAGAAGGAUGCAGUUAGGAGUGGUGCUUCCUGAAUCUGACAAAUGUCUACCCUGACCAAGACUCUUGUAUACAGUCAGUAUGGGGUGAAGAAGGGUCUGUACAGAGGCCUGUCUCUCAACUACAUCUACUGUGUGUCCUCACAGGCUGUGGCCUUUAUCACCUAUGGGGUGAAGAAGGGUCUGUACAGAGGCCUGUCUCUCAACUACAUCUACUGUGUGUCCUCACAGGCUGUGGCCUUUAUCACCUAUGGGGUGAAGAAGGGUCUGUACAGAGGCCUGUCUCUCAACUACAUCUGCUGUGUGUCCUCACAGGCUGUGGCCUUUAUCACCUAUGGGUUGAUGAAGGGUCUGUACAGAGGCCUGUCUCUCAACUACAUCUGCUGUGUGUCCUCACAGGCUGUGGCCUUUAUCACCUAUGGGGUGAAGAAGCAAACCAUCCACCUCAACUAGCUGCUCCCUCACCAUCCAUCUCUACCCUUCAUCGUUGCAUAGCGGGACUGAGGCACGUUCACUGUGGAUAAACGUUCUGAAAGGUUUAGGAAGAUCCCUAGCAGCUGUCUAUCUCAAAACAGCCCGAACAAGAGCGUUCUCUGGGGCUAUAUGUUCUGAAAUGUUAAGGGAAUAUUGCCUAUUAGAUAUGUCAAUUUGCCCUAGUAAACGUUUUCAGUUUUAAGGAAGUCGGCUUCCUUUCGGAGGAGUUGACCCCUGCUACCAGAGGCGGCCAUUGUGGCUCAGCCACCCGAGCAGAGCCUAGUAGCUGCUUACCCCAGUCGGAAAGCAGAGGAAUGUUAGGCGCUGGGCCCCAUGGCAGUGCUAAUCCAGUGCCCAUGUCUGUGUCUGCGCCUAUAAUGUUGUGCUGAAACCAUCCGCCAAACCUGUGGCUUGGCUUUGGACAACACCCCGGCAACUAUUGCCAUGGCUACCUAUAGACAAUGGCUUCCUCUGCUUCGAUGGGCAGCUAUGGGCAAUGAACCCCUAACAACACUCGUUGGUAAUGCCAUGGAAACCCAAUUAUGUACACUGCUCCCCCAUCCUACCCCACCACCCGCCCCUAAGAAGUCACCCAGCCAAUGACGGAGGGGAAAGUCACACCGGACAAUCUGGCUUAUCCAAUCGGAGGCCUUCUUUUCCUCAUGUACCUACUGUUGUGAGUACAAAUCUAGACACAUAAUCAACGAGACAAGGAUUUAAAUGUGUAGUAUGUCAGUUAUAAGAGUCCAGAUUCAACUAUCAAACAUUUGAUGAGAAUAAAGAAACACUCCCCAA